CGGUCCUCCCUCCCUCCCUUCCUCCCUUUUCCCUUCCCCCUCCCGCCUUAUAUCCCCGCCUCUCGGUGCGCUGCAGCCAGAUCCGUGGGGUCGCGAUGGGGGGCGCAGCACGGACCACCCCAGCUUAGCCUGGGCUCUCCAGGUGAGGACUGAGAAAGGAGGAGGAUGCUGGUGCUGGAGGGGGUGGCAAUCUAUUGGAGCAAGGUUUCCACGAAGGAGCAGAAGGAAUAUGGAGGGACGGACAAAAUAGAGCAGUGGAUGGAGCAGGCCACUCCUGGAUGGUUCCUGCUUGGACUUUGCUGUCCAGAGCCUAGGGGGCUCUGACGGGUCCAAGAUUUUCCUUGCAGCGCACCAUGGAAGGUUUCAGCAGCCUGGAGUGUGUUCCUGCUUCUGCUGUUCCUGCUUCUGCAGCACCUUUAGUUGAACCUCUGGAACCAGAGAGCUGGGAGAUCUCACGAGCAGCUCAGGAGCCCCCCAGCUCCGAAGGAUCAUUGUGUGGGGCAAGGGGACCCGCUGAUGGGAGGGGAGCAGCACCCAACUUUGGCACUCCCAAGAGCAAGGGCCAGCAAGGGCCCCGGGCCCCACCUUCCCGUGAUGCUGUUGUUUCAGAGCCCCCCCAACCUGUGCUGUCAGCAGGGCCUGAGAGUCUCCCUUCUGACCGCUCUGUCUCCACCGCCUCUACCUGCUCCUCACUGGCCGGAUCUUCGCAGGAGUCUGAUGAGGUUUUCAGUGACUUGGAGGAGAAGAGUCCUGGCAAGAAACGGGUGCUACGGAAGACCAAGUCCUGGAAGACCUUUUUCACAAUGGUGCACUGGUCCUUGCGGAGACGCAGCUCCUGGGUGCAGUUGGCUGGUCAUGAAGGAAACUUCAAGGCCAGUGAAAAAGGGCAGAUCUUGAAGAAGUUCAGUCCAGUGGAAAACACCUGCCUGGUGGAGCUGAUGGGUGACGUCCUGCAUCCCUUUGUGCCCACCUACCAUGGAGUGGUGGAGACCAAUGGGGAGCACUACAUCCAAAUGGACGACCUCUUGUGCGGCCUCGACAUGCCCAGCAUCAUGGACUGCAAAAUGGGCACCAGGACCUACCUGGAGGAGGAGGUGAACAAAGCUGGGCAAAGCCCAGUGGCACGGCGGGACCUGUAUCAGAAGAUGGUGAAGGUUGAUCCACUGGCCCCCACGGCCCAGGAGCAUGGCCAGGCUGCUGUCACCAAGCCACGGUACAUGCAGUGGCGGGAAAGCAUUAGUUCCAGCGCUACUCUUGGAUUCCGUAUUGAGGGUGUUACGAUGGAAGGGGGAGUCGUGCAGAGGGAUUUCAAGCAGACCCGCACUAAGGAGCAGAUUGUAGAGACCUUCUUGACAUUUACCAGGAGUCACGUGGAUGUGUUGAGCACGUACCUUGCUCGCCUGGAGAGUCUGCGCCAGGCCCUGAAGGAGUCCAUCUUUUUCAAGACCCACGAGGUGAUUGGCAGCUCCCUGCUUUUCCUCCACGACCGGAAGGGCCAGGCCAGUGUUUGGAUGAUUGAUUUUGGCAAGACGCGCCCCACGCCAGCGAACGUCCAGCUGAGCCACAACGUGGCCUGGACUCAGGGAAACCACGAGGACGGCUACCUGCUCGGCUUGCAGAACCUGAUCGACACCAUGCAAGCCACCUUGGACAAGGCCAAGAAGCACCAAGAAGAGACAGCCGCUUUCCACUCUUAAGCCCGGCGGGGCUGCCUGGCAGCCUUAGAUUCCAAAACCAGAGGAGGUAGAAAAGGCCCAGCCGGUCAGUUUGGGAGGAGGCCGGCGUGGGGCGAGAGGCGCAGUCCCAAAGGAAAGCUACGCUAUUCGUGGCUUCCUUAGCACAGGGGCCCCAGUGGAGUCAAACCUCCGGGAAUUUUCAAAGCGGCAUUUAUAUAUUUGAUCCCUGCCCAGGACUUUCUUCAUGUACCACUUACAUGGAAGGACAAGGUUAUGAGAUAGCAGCCUUGGAGCUACAGGGUGAAGGCAAAGUGUGUGGAUCAGGCUUCUCGUGUCUAUGGGACUGCAGCCAUGUGCAAAAAAAAAUACCAGGUAGAACACCUUAAAAGGUAGCUCAGCAGCCCUCAUGUCAGCCCCUGAACAUAUGAAGCCACCCUCCACUGAAUCAAAACAUUGGCCUGUUUAAGUUAGUGUUGUCUGAUUGCCAGCAGCUCUCCAGUAACAUUUAACAAAGAGAGAGAUUCAGAAUUGAA
Messenger RNA from Sphaerodactylus townsendi, 2209 nucleotides. RefSeq names its product inositol-trisphosphate 3-kinase B-like. Bases 354 to 1697 code for a protein of 447 amino acids. Gene Ontology annotation, biological process: inositol phosphate biosynthetic process. The transcript is spliced from 9 exons. Gene Ontology annotation, molecular function: inositol-1,4,5-trisphosphate 3-kinase activity; inositol tetrakisphosphate kinase activity. NCBI's taxonomy places the organism in Eukaryota, Metazoa, Chordata, Lepidosauria, Squamata, Sphaerodactylidae. Gene Ontology annotation, cellular component: nucleus; cytoplasm. The record is from RefSeq and is a predicted model, not a curated record.